Molecule: messenger RNA, 2167 nt
Organism: Effrenium voratum
Lineage: Eukaryota; Dinophyceae; Suessiales; Symbiodiniaceae
Source: the annotation of a GenBank genome assembly
GCGGCAAAGAAUAAAAAAUUGGGCCUUUGGGCGCCAUGGGCUUGGGCAACCUACUGGCCUCUGGGAGCUUGGCAUUCAGCGCCCUGGAGUACAACCGGGAUGGCUUCGCGUCUGCGUGCGCCAUGCGGCAGAACCAGAUGUACCAAGAGAAGAACUAUCACAUCAACCUCAUCGCCGCGCUUCGCGAGGAGGUACGCGACUUUAUGACCAUUUUUGUGGGCAGCGGAGUUGGGCAACAAUCAAGCUGGGGUCCAGUAUGAGACGCAGAAUCGGCAUUCUGGACCUGGCCCCAAGGAAUGAGCAAUGACAUGAUCAUGGACACACUUUUGUUCGGCAUUGCGACUGGCUUCCUUUGCGAGGGAGAGCUGGCUGCAACUGCCCCUGACUUUAUGGUCCACGCUUACUACACCUGCCUGGUGCUCUCGGUGGUUUAUUUCGGGCUCUCCAUGGUUUUCGCCUUCCUGGGUACUUCUUUGGCAUAUUCCGAGAGCCGGGUCUUUCUGCUGCGCGUGGUUCCGGACCCUCAAGACAAGUACGACUUCGACUACAUGACCCAGCUGCACGAAUUCGAGCGCGACCCCGAAGCCUUUCGAUUUCCGGUGCUUGCCAGCGCCUUGGGCCUUCCGAUGGCCAAGGGCAAGAAGAUCCCCAUGGAGCAGCUGCCCAGGGGCUACGAGCGGAAAUCCGCGGAGGAGCGGACCUACUUCGAAAUUCUCGGGGAGUACAACUCCUUGUGGGAGCCGUGCUCCUCUGCCUCCAACGACUGCAUGGUGCACGGAAUCUUCAGCCUGUGCCAGGGCCUGUCUUUCUUCAUCCUUGGGCACCAUUACGAUCGCAGUCGGUGGGGCUCUGUGACUCUCUUCAUCAUGCUGGGGGUGACGGGGGUCGUUCUGGCAGACCGGCUCCACGCGAAACGCUUGACCAAGGACAAGGCAGACAAGCUUGGGGCUGCCAGCUGCGUGAUGCAAUGGUUGCUGCGCACUCUCACCGCCUUUGCGCCGCUCGCUUUCCUCAUCGGUGACUUCACCGCGCAGCAUUCCCUGGUGGCAAUAGCCUUCGUUUGCAACUCCGCCUUUCACCUGAUCUUCGCACUAAAGGCAUUCUGGGCGCGCCCGGCACCCGUGCCGCGUGAACAGAGCUACGUGUGGGAUCAGGAGGCCGGCAACCAGCGGCGUAGCCCUGAGCCCUUGCUGCAGGAGCUGCUGAACGCCAGCCGCGCGAACAGUCAGAAGACCAGCCGACUGGCCCGUGGCCUCAUCGCCGCCAGCCAUGUCUUCGCGACCUUGCCGUGGCUGAGCUUGGCGACUUGGUGCAUGUCUGGACAGACUGUUACUACCGUGGAGGUAACGAUGGCAGAGCGCGCGGUGCAGUGGCCCAGUCCCAUUUUUGACGCACACGGCAUGGCAUGUGCAGGCGGUCGUGUGUGGCUCGCCAACGAGUUUGGCCUCUUCGAGUUGUCCCAGGGGGAGUCUGGCGGAGAGCUGCGUCCGUGGGCCUGCCCUGUGCAAGAGGCGAUUCAAGACGUAACGGUAGACUGCUCCUCUGGCACUUGCUGGCCCUUGGUGUUGGACAAGACCGGGCACCUGGUCAACUGCAGUGGCAAUGCCACGGCUUCCGCCGUUGGGCACUCGUCCUCCGUGGCCAUGGGCUUUGGGGGCCUGUAUCUGCAGCAAGGGCCCAAGAUCCUCCAUCCUGCCAGCCACUUGGAGAUGGCACAUGCGCCGAACCUGCGCACUUUUGACGUCCUCAAAAACGAGGAUGUGAUCUUCCUUUUCCAGCCACACGCUGUAGAGAUGCAAACCAACUCCUCGCACUCUUCCUGGAGCUUGAGGUCCACGCUCCGCACGGCGUGCGCCGUGGACAGAUCCACAAUCCUUGCUUUGCUGCAGGAGGAUGAAGAACGUCUUCCGCAGCUUUCGCGUUUGCAGCUGCCGGAUGGGGCUGGAACGGCAUAGGGCAACUGCUUGGUACCGGUCCAGUGGAAUCAAUUGAAGGGGCCAGUUCAAUCAAUGCGAGCUACACUUUGCGCAUCUCGCUGGUGUUUGCCUCUUCUGCGGUCCCAGUUGAACUGGAUCGGUGCCCUUAGCGUGUGAAUUUAGCCCCCGGCCGACAGCCACUUUUGGCGGCGUUGGGCGGCUGCGGGUGUUCCUCCUUUGGUGAGCUGAGC